AGCAUUUAUAACAUUGUCUUUAACCGACAUGUGAGUUGGAGAGAUAGCAUUAAUGAGAAAUAAUUCUGAGAGAGCUAAUACUAGUGCAUUAUGAUGGUGGAUUCUAUAUAUAGAACCUGUUGGUGUAUAUUAAAAUUACUGAACUUUUGAAAGGAGAGAAGCUUCUAGUAUUGUGGAAUUUAAAGAGUUGAAGAUACUUGACAUGCUUUUGGUAUUUUUAGACAGAAAAAGUAGGUGGAAGCAGAGCAAGGAACAGAUCUUCAUAUUGUUGAAGAAAAAGAGCAUGAUGGAAUUUAUCGGAAGUAUGAAUAAUGAUGACGUGGAAAAUAACUACAACAGAGAAGUGCAACCUUCAAGGAAUGUGAUGGAAGAAAACACACUGGAAAGGUCAGAAGAACGACGGAGUGAUGAAGCUAAAGCACAUGGUUGGUGGUUGUUGCCAAUGAAAACAUACGAUUCAAUAAAAGAGAAGAAGGCUGAAUCAGAUUGGAGCGAAAUAGACGAUGAGACUAUAAAGCAAGAGAGGCCUAGAGGAAACACAGUGCUGCAUAUAGCAGCUCUCUAUGGAAAUGAUAAGUGUGUGGAAAAGGUACUUCAAAUUGCUCAACACCUUUUGCUAACAAUAAAUAGUAAUGGUGAUACAGCACUGCAUGUUGCUGCAAGAGCUGGAAACAUCGCUACUCUCAAGAAAUUGGUGAAUAACCAUCAGGUCCUUAUAAAAUGA
Vigna radiata var. radiata (mung bean) is the source of this 724-nucleotide messenger RNA. RefSeq lists its product as uncharacterized. Gene Ontology annotation, molecular function: protein binding. The record is from RefSeq and is a predicted model, not a curated record. The transcript is spliced from 3 exons. NCBI's taxonomy places the organism in Eukaryota, Viridiplantae, Streptophyta, Magnoliopsida, Fabales, Fabaceae. Bases 203 to 724 code for a protein of 173 amino acids.